Messenger RNA from Daphnia pulicaria, 5650 nucleotides. RefSeq lists its product as uncharacterized. Lineage: Eukaryota; Metazoa; Arthropoda; Branchiopoda; Diplostraca; Daphniidae. Gene Ontology annotation, molecular function: phosphatidylinositol-3-phosphate binding; metal ion binding. Gene Ontology annotation, cellular component: midbody; centrosome; lysosomal membrane. The transcript has 4 exons. Gene Ontology annotation, biological process: double-strand break repair via homologous recombination; mitotic cytokinesis; regulation of cytokinesis. The record is from RefSeq and is a predicted model, not a curated record. Bases 121 to 5472 code for a protein of 1783 amino acids.
AUUUUCGGGGUGUUUCUAAUUUCGGCUGCUUGAAAAUAAACAACAGCCGCCCUCCCCCCCCCCCCCCUCUCUCAAUUCAGAAUUGAUGUCUUUUUUUUUAACAAACCCUUUUCACUCAUUAUGUCUCGUCCGUCGUCGCAAAUUGAAAUAAACGUAAAUCACAUCAAAGAGUGUUUGCUUCGCAACGGAUUUGUUGGCCAUGUGGCUCACCAAUCGGGAAAGAUAUUCCACGAACAAGAAGAUGGGCUGCUGGCGCCAGCCAAAGUGACUGGCACACCGUCAACGUCAGACGAACUCAAACAUCUGCUUGUCGUGAACGUCAUACGCAAUAAUACACACAUCGUUGAGCAACUUUUGAAGGAUGGAAACAAAACAGUUGGUGGGAUGUUUCCUUUACCGGCUGGGGUUUACGAAAUCCUCCACGCUCUGCUACCUCUGUUCUCGUUUACCAGAGAGGAACCACCAGCUGAUCCAAAGUCUCUAGACCGUUUUGUCACCGAUUUGUCAGACUUGCUGAAAAAGUCAUUCAAUUGGCUAGAUGAAGAAGAUGUCUUCACUAAAGCCUUGAAGUGGCUCAAAGAAAAAGUCUGCUUUGCCGUCUGGUGCCUUGAUCAAUCCUUCUGCGGCCCUGGGACCUCCCUGAAGACAAUCUUGGAGCUGUGCACUCAACAACCAUCCAAUUUAAACACACUAAAAUCUCUGGGUGGCCUGCAACUGGUCAAUCAACAGGAUGUAUCUGCCUUUCUUGACUAUCAUUCCAUCAAUGUUUACAGGGGAUUCCUGGCCCUUAGCGGUUUCAUUCAGUACCUCUUCAAACCUUUUCAAAGGUCGCAGAACAAAGCCACCAACCUGGAAGAGGUUGACAGCCUCAUCAGAGACAUCAAUUGCAAAGAAAUGAGUCUCCAAGUCAUGGAGGAUGUAUUCUCUCUCUGCUUCCUGAGGAAAGAAGACAUCAUCUUUGAGGACACUGCCUCAGACAGUGGGGUAGAAGAAAUCAAGUCCGAAGAAGUCUCCAAAUCCAAAAAGAGUGGAGAGCCUUCUUGCCCAUCAAACAGUAACAGUCCGAGCAAUACUCAAACGGGGACGUCUAGCACCGCCUGUUUGGCAGGCAAAAAGGGCGACAUGUCGCUCGGUUUUCUGUGCCAGGACUCCGAUAAACUCCAGAAAUCGCUCGUGAUGCUCAAAAUGCGGCUGGAAGCCAUUCAGGUUGGCGACGACGCGGAAUUAUCGCUGCGGCAUCGUAAACUUGAGCAGCGCGUCAGUCAAGCCCUUUGGAGACUGCAACUUGUCGAUUACGAGCCCCGGACGGCCAGCUAUUUCUCCCGUCCACGACCGCCGCAAGAUGGCUGCAUUGUCGUACGCAAAGCCUGGCUGGCCCGCCUCAAUCCGUCGGUGCAGACCUGGUACGGCUACAACGGCGGCCGUCGUAAAUUGCGUCCGCCGAGCUCGGCCAAGGCGAGCAAGGCAAUCGACCGACACAUUGAUCCGCUGCUGGUCAACCAGCUGCUAGCUGAUCCGCUUUCAUUGAUGGCCAUGUCCAUGAUGAAUUCGCAAUUGUCUGCCGCCCGUCAAGUGGCUGAUUUGUACCAACUCUGGGAGACUCCGCAGGGACGGGAAUUGCAUUUCAGUUUAGCCCACGCUUCCGCCGCCCAGGAGCUCCGUCGCAUCGGGCGCCAGAUCGCUGGCUCGCAAGAUCCUAAAGUUGAGUCCCUCAGUCACGUCCGUCUACCGUCGGCCGUCGAAACUCAACUCAGCACGCUACAGCAGGCCGUCGUGCCUUCGUUGACUGCCGAUGACGACUGGCAAUCGGCCGUCUUGAUGGCCGAUCUAAUCAAUUCUUCCACUUUAUCCACACCAGAGCUCAACGUCCAGCUACUCAAUUACGCACUGCGACGGAUCGAAGGCACGGUCGACACCAAUGUCGAGCCGUGGCGCACCCUGAAACGUUUCACCGAUUCCAGCAAUUACCUCCUACCGGCCGGAUCGUCUCCUGCCCAGUCUCAUCUGCCAUUCGACGUGGAGCGGCUUAAAGAGCGGGCCGAGCGUUUGGAAUCCAUCGGCGCUGCAUUUCGUCAGCUCGUCGAAGCGUCUCAGUUGGGCGGUGGAUGCAACCAUCCGGAUCCCUUCGAUUCGGCAUUGGAAAUCUUGGACCGAAUUCUCGGCGGCCAGUCGACUCCUCUACUCCGGAUGAAGCGUUACUUGGGCAUUUUACGGCAGUUAAUUCCGUCGCGAUUGCAGGGGGAAAGCCCCGCCCGUCUCCUGGAAGUGCACCACGUCGCCGUGUUGAUUAUGGAGCGGUUGCGGGAGCAACCGGAAGCCAUCGAGGAAAUGGAAACGAUCGCCCAGUCGAUGGGAAUCGAACUGCCAGCUUUCCUGGCCGAAUGCCUUUGCUCCAUUCCGGAUUCGGGGGCCAAAUUGGUCGACCUGUCGGACCGUGAAUUCGUGGUCAAAUUAAUCACUUACCUCCACGCCCGUUGUCCAAUCCUGGCCCAAGUUGUUGAGCUCCAACUGCAGACCCGACACGGUUUCUCCCAUUUUCCAGAUCUGGACAGACAGUUCGGCACCGAAUGCUUGGCUCUGUUCCGGCGCUACCUGGAACGGCCGUCCCAAUUGGGUCGGCCAAAGGAGUCAACGACGUGUCCGCCCGUAAACUCCAAACCGCCCAAACGGGCUCACGUCCGCCCACUGCCGGAUUCGCCAUCGCCCAUUGUGGAUGCCCAUAAUUCAUUGCUGGCCGAGUCGGAAGAGGAGCCAACCGCUCGAUUAGGAGCCCUGAUCCUGGAAGCCAUUCCUCAAGCCUCGGCCAAACAGCUGGAGCACUUGUUACCCCAGCCGCUUUUGAUUGUCGAACAACUUUUGAUGAACAGUCAAAUGGGCCUGGCCACCGAUUUGGUCAAAGUGCUGAGGCUCAACGGCCCCGACGAGGAUAUGGAAGAGAUUGACAAGCUCCUCCUACGUUACGCAACCAAAGCCCUGGCUCUCGGCCUGCCGGAAAUUGCAUCUUCUCCUCCUUCCAGGGAUUCUUCUUCCAAAGUCCAGCAGGUCGAUCAGAUGAGCAAGAAGAAGAAAACGGGCGCUUUCGAGCUGCCACCCACCGUCCCGCCCAAGGAGCAAUGGGUCAAAGAUGCCGAUGUUGACCAGUGUCCCUGCUGCAAGAUGGUCCAGUUCUCCAUGUUCGAUCGGCGCCAUCAUUGUCGCCGUUGCGGCCGUGUCGUCUGCUCCGUCUGUUCUCCUCACAGGAGACUAGUCGACGGUUACGGCGACGUUCCAGUCCGCACCUGCGUCGACUGCCACUCCACCCUGCAGGAUCGCUCGGAAUCGGAGCCUCGAUCCGUCCGUUCGACAGCCGGAGACGGCGGCCAGCUCGUCUGGCGAUUGUCGCUAGAAGCCCUGCACAACCAAAUUGCCCGGCGUGAAUUCAGUUACGAACACGCUCCCAAUUUGGCCUUGGCCUUGGCCAUGGUACAUUUGUGCCACUGCAAUGAAACGAUGGCUAAUUUCCUUCUGGAUCAGAGCAGCUCCAUGCUGGCCACUUUACACCGCUACCUCCUUCACGGCACUUUGAUGGACGUUUGCUCCGAUCCUUUGAUGAUGUUCUCUCUCAUCAAAUCGCUAAUUUUAGGCGCCAAAAUGAGGUACUCUGAUAUCAUCGCCGCCCCGAGUCAAAGCAAAGGCAAACCGUCCCGCGGCCUGGCCCGCUGCGACGCUUUGCUCGGACAAAUUGAUUUAUUAUCGCUGCUUGUCUCGGCCAAUUGCCUUCAUUUGCUUCCGCCGCAGCCAAUGUCUCAACUGGACACGUGGAGGAAACUCAGAGACCGGCUCAUCGACAUUGAACUCUGGAGUUUGGCGCUGGAUGUCAGCACCAAAGCCGGACUGGAUGCCGGGUCCGUUUGGGCUGCCUGGGGGUUAGUUUGCCUGAAAGCUGGAAAUUUUCAAGGAGCUCGACAGAGAUUUCAACGGUGUUUGAAGCCGGGCAAGAAUUCUCCACUGUUGCAAGAGAUCCUUUCAGUGUUGGAGAGCCUGAGUAUUCCCUGUGCCAGUUUGCCCGGCAACAUGAACGAAAGCAGCACCGGAAGUUCAUGGAACUCGAAACGGACCCGAAACCUAUCGUCUCCCUCGUCUCUGCCUUCGCCCGUUUUCAACUGCGACAAUCCACAGUUGAUUGUCGCUUCGCUGACUCGUCUGGGCGACAUUUGCGCUGGAAAUUUAGUCGAAGUGGAGGAUAAAAACUGCAUCAUGGAGGAAAUCCUCUUCUAUUUAGAGAGUUAUGGCCAGCCCGAAUCGCCCUGCGCUUACCUCGUCGAAAGGAGCGGAAGGAUCGAUCUGGCCGUCCACCGUUUCGCCUCCAGUAGCAACGGCCGACACAAGACGUCGGACGUCUUCAAUCAAGGACUGUUGUUGCCUUGUCUCAAGUCCAGCAAACUCGAGGAUCUGAUUAUCGAAAUGAAGCGUCACGACUCUAGUUUCUACUCGUGGAAGACUCACCUGCUGGCCGCCGCUCAAUUGCUGGAGACGAAAUGCUUUUGGAACAGUCUCUACCAGCUGCAUUGCCUUUGCGGCGACUGGAUCCGGGCCAGUUUGGUUGCCAUCCGGCGACUUUUCCUCAGCGAUCUUUUCAGCGUCGAGACGCUGAUCAGCCGGUCGCAUUUACUCGAAGAUAUUACCGCCCAUCUGAACCAGUUUCUUGGCCGUCAGCAGUCCCUGGAUCCUCAAGGCGAAAGUGAAAAGCAGUUGCCGCUCUGGUGGCCAGUCAACGAAGUGAUUUCGCUCCAGAAAACGGUCCAACUUCAAAUGAAAGUCACCAGCUUCCUGGACGCGUGUUUAAAGGAAGGGAAAUUGUCCAGCGCCUUCCUGGCCGUGGUUAAGAGCGUCACUCAGUCGCCGGACGGGAUCAGCGGUUCUUUCGGCGAAUUGAAUAGCAACAACAACAGCGGAGUCUAUUUGAUUCCCACAUUACUGGGCUCUCGACAGUUCCGGUGUUCCAGCGCCGUCCUGAUCACUUGCGCCAACCCCGACGCGUUUUCCUUUGAGCUUUCGUGGACCAUUUGCUGUGAUUUGCGUGUCAGACUGGAUCGUUACUUCCGUCUGUCGUCUUUCGUCCUGAUUCGUCGCGGUCAAGUUCCAUCUCUGAUCCAGUUAGUGGAAUUCAUCAAAGGACGAAUGACUAGUCAGUCGGUCGGCUUCUUCGACAUGGACGACCUUCUAGUCGAGUGCGCCACAUUAGUCCAGGAGCGUGACAGAGAGAGCAGGAGUCCCGAUCUUGAGCUGAUCGUUCAAUACAUCAAGAAACCAGCCAGUAAAAUCCGCGGCUUCAUCAAUCUCGGCUGGUUGAAAGCUGCAUAUCUGUUGGCCGUGAAAAACGGACAAGUCGCCGAUGUGAUACAUAUCCAGCAGGAGGCGACCCGCUUGCAGCAAAUGGCCGUUUUGGCACUUUGUGAUAAAUGGCUACGUGCCCGUAAUAUAGCCAAAUAACAGGUUACACGAGUUCCUCUUGCGUAAUCAAUGAAAAUGUUUCUUUGUUUCUUGUUUUCACUUAAUUUUGUUUUCAAAAUCUUUGUGUUUAAACAAACGCUAUUUGCAUGUAUUUUUUUUACAGCUCUCUUGGAUACGUACGCUUCAAAGAGUGCCGUAAUACGUGUCUUUCUUAUUA